This is a messenger RNA of Knipowitschia caucasica, 201 nucleotides long. The record is from the annotation of a GenBank genome assembly. Lineage: Eukaryota; Metazoa; Chordata; Actinopteri; Gobiiformes; Gobiidae.
AUGCGCCACAGUCUCUCGUACACCUAUCGAGAUGCUGAGGUGGAAGAAAAGUUUGGAGAAUUGUCCUGGGGGCGGCUAGGGAAAGCUGCCACCAUCCGCCUUACUCUGGGACUACUACAACCACCUCGUGACUCCAGGAGAGGGACAAACUAUGGGGGGCCCAGCACAUCCGCAUCCCUCACUGUGAUAAGUUCGGCCUAA